Haliotis rufescens (red abalone) is the source of this 2796-nucleotide messenger RNA. RefSeq lists its product as uncharacterized. Bases 87 to 1346 code for a protein of 419 amino acids. Lineage: Eukaryota; Metazoa; Mollusca; Gastropoda; Lepetellida; Haliotidae. The transcript is spliced from 6 exons. The record is from RefSeq and is a predicted model, not a curated record.
CACAGUACGCAUUGGUGUUACACGAGCUGUCGUGGAACGAGUGCUUGUGUCCUGGUCAGGUUAAAAGCUCUCAACAAGUGUGCAACAUGAAACAGUCAACCAUCAGAUCGCUAUCGACCUACGUUCUGCUUUUGAUCGGCACAGCGCAUUCCGCACAAGGUACGACUUCAAUCAACUGCCCUGGCAUUGCCUACCUUGGUGAUUCCGCACACAUUACCUGCACUACGUCUGUUCCCUUCACCACUCUUCAAUAUUCGAGGCCAAUCGGAGGUGUGUUCCCGCAAUGUAGUGGUUCCUUAUCACGCUGUGCACCUGUGGCUGGAUAUUAUGCAAGCAAAACCAACAACACUCACACUGACUUUAAGAUACUCAGUGUACAACGAACACAUGCAGGGUCGUGGACAUGUGCUGAUGCAGGAAGCAAUUCUAAAGAAUCCUGUGAUCUUUCUAUUACAAAUGUUCCACGAUGCAACAUCAGAAGUGACAAGAUAACAGACACGCUGGCACUGAGUGAGGACCUAGCACUUACUGUGGACAUUCAUGAGUAUUACUGCUCUGCACAAUACAGCUUCACGCUGUUGGUUGGGGAGAUCAAUGUGCAACUGCAAGUAUCCGAAUCGGUGAACAAACCUACAAACAAAACAGUUACCACAACGUUAAACGUCACAGCUUCAUCUUUAGGAGGUGUUCAACUGUUGUUUCUUUGUUACAACGAACAGCAGAUCUUUUCCUGUGAUGGUAUCAAAUUCAUAAAUGUUCUCCCACGAUGCAUCAUCACAAGUGGCAAAACUUCCAACGCUGUAAAACUGCACGAGGAACUAGACCUUACUGUUGACAUACAGGAUUACUUCUGUUCUGCAUCAUACAACAUCACACUGCAGGUCGGGGAUGUCAGUCACGCCUUGUCUACAUCUCAAAUAGGUACUAGACUAACGAAUAUGUCAGUUAACACCACCUUGAACCUCACAGAUUCAUACUUCGGAGACGUGCGACUCAUCUUUUUCUGUAACGACCAACAACAAGUCUUAACCUGUCAGGGACUUCAAUCUAUCAAAGAUAUCAAUGUUCCUACAACUUUCCCCACAAAAAGCACGGCCAGUACCUCAACACCCUCAACCUCAACACCCUCAAGGUCAACAAUGUCAUAUACUAGAAUUGUUGCAGCAGUUGUAUCCUUUAUUGUGAUUGUAGUCGUCAGUUUGACAGCCGUUGGUUGCUGCUACCGCCACCGAGUGAAACAGUCGCACCAGACCCAUACAUCUGACAAUCAAAGCGACUUGCCGAAUGAAGCUGUAGAAAAUCCUGCCUACAAUAAGUCAACAUUCAAUGAAAACAUACUAUAUUGAAUACAUGUUUUUCACCUUUCCAGGAAGUCACAAUGGGUUAUAUGUUUGCUCACUUAAAAAGAACAUGGAAAACUCUAAUCAAAUCUGGCAGGGGAUGAAUUAUUAAAUAAUAAGAUUAUAAAAGAGUACAUAUCUUAAUGCGUACUAUUUGUUCUCGUGUUUGUUCAGGUUAACACUUGACUUGCCUUUGCAUGUGUUUCAUGUUGCAUGUGUGAGGUGCCACCAGUGUGAUAGGCUAGCCUUACCCUUACGCGAACACCUGGCAUCUUCUGUAUCCGAUAGUAAUUCAUUAACAUAUGGGGGCUGUCGGGUAGCCUAGUGGUUAAAGCGUUCGCUCGUCACGCCGAAGACCCGGGUUCGAAUCCCGACAUGGGUACAAUCUGUGAAGCCCAUUUCUGGUGUCCCCCGCCGUGAUAUUGCUGGAAUAUUGCUAAAAGCGUCGUAAAACCAAACUCUCUCACUCACUCACUCAUUAACAUAUGAUUAAUGUUUAUUCGGAAAGGUACAAUGGACAUUUAUAAUCAUUAUGAAAAGGAUUUGUUGCUUUUGUUUACAGGUUUUGUAAAAAAGCAAUUUAAGUUAAGUUAAAUUAUGAAGGACCAUGAAUCUGUUGAGAUGUCCUGGGUGGAGUUAGCGUUCCCAUUGUUGUAAAUGCAUAAUCAAGUGUAAAGGUUUGAUUUACUGUUCCAAACGUAUAGUAGGUAGUCAUUGGGGACAUGUAACAGUUUUCUGAUGAUAUCAAUUUUGCAUUGAAUAUCUCAAUAAAAACAACAUAUUUGGAAAACCCCGAACGUGUAAUUCGGCGGGAGCUGCAGGAAUAUUGCUCAACAUAGAGGGAAAGUUGACUAUUGGAAAAUUGAAGUCAACUCUCUUGUCAUAUAGUCUUGUGGAUAUAUUUUGUCAUUCUAAAUGAUUAUAUAUAGAGAUCUAAAUAUGAAACAUUUGAAGCCGUCUCACCGGCCUCCUUUAUUUCUAGUUCAGGCGGGUAAAUAAGUGGAACAUUUAUUUUAUAGUUAUUUGACGAUAUCAGAUCAUCGAUAUACCUGAAGCUCAAGUUAAACUUAUUGGUCAAAUUACCUUCUUUUGAAUUUGCCAAUUCGGGCAUACUGAUAUGCAAAAAGAGACAGAUCAGCAAGAAGGUGAGCGUAAUUGAUGGAGGAUGGCAACUUCUUCGCUAAAUGUCUUACCCCUAAUUUCACAUGAAUGUUAUCAAAAAGAAAAUCCAGCAUUUCAUAUAUUGGUUUCUCAGUGAAUUUCUUAUGCCAUUUGCUUUCAUGUGUGACAAAAUUACCUGAACUACCGAAGAUACACAUCUAUAUUUAUGUGUCUCUUGGGCACGCCAGAAACCUAUGGUUCUGGGUUCGAAUCCCGGUUCACCCCGAUUAUGUUUCUAGGUUUGUCAGCACCGUACCCGUGCUCGUUGGUUUCACCGAAGUGGUAAUUGUCUGAG